Messenger RNA from Clupea harengus (Atlantic herring), 1646 nucleotides. RefSeq names its product EH domain-containing protein 1-like (gene ehd1a). Lineage: Eukaryota; Metazoa; Chordata; Actinopteri; Clupeiformes; Clupeidae. Gene Ontology annotation, cellular component: plasma membrane; cytoplasm. The annotation marks the transcript as partial. Gene Ontology annotation, biological process: endosomal transport; endocytosis. Gene Ontology annotation, molecular function: GTP binding; calcium ion binding; protein binding. The transcript has 3 exons. The record is from RefSeq and is a predicted model, not a curated record.
CUGGGUUCUCUCGUCUCACAGGCUAUGACUUUGCGGCUGUGCUGGAGUGGUUCGCCGAGCGUGUGGACCGCAUCAUCCUGCUGUUCGACGCCCACAAGCUGGACAUCUCGGACGAGUUCUCGGAGGUCAUCCGGGCGCUGAAGAACCACGAGGACAAGAUGCGCGUGGUGCUCAACAAGGCCGACCAGAUCGGCACGCAGCAGCUGAUGCGCGUCUACGGCGCCCUCAUGUGGUCGCUGGGCAAGAUCAUCAACACGCCCGAGGUGGUGCGCGUCUACAUCGGCUCCUUCUGGGCGCACCCGCUGCUCGUGGCGGACAACCGCAAGCUGUUCGAGGCCGAGGAGCAGGACCUGUUCGGCGACAUCCAGAGUCUGCCGCGCAACGCCGCCCUGCGCAAGCUCAACGACCUCAUCAAGCGAGCACGCUUGGCUAAGGUGCAUGCUUAUAUAAUCAUCUCCUUGAAGAAGGAAAUGCCAAGUGUGUUUGGGAAGGACUCCAAGAAGAAGGAGCUGAUUGCCAACCUGCAGGAGAUCUACACCGCCAUUGAAAGGGAACAUCAGAUUUCACCUGGAGACUUUCCUAAAAUUAAGAAGAUGCAGGAGAUCCUCCUCAAUCAGGACUUCAACAAGUUCCCCUCCGUGAAGCCCAAGCUGCUGGAGGCCGUGGAGGACAUGCUGGCCAAUGACAUCGCCCGACUGAUGAGCCUGGUGCAACAGGAGGAGGCCGCCAUGCCCACCCAGACGGUGAAGGGCGGCGCCUUCGAGGGCACCAGGAACGGCCCGUUCCACCAUGGCUACGGGGAGGGCGCGGGCGAGGGCAUCGACGACCUCGAGUGGAUCGUGACGCGAGACAAGCCCACGUACGACGAGAUCUUCUUCACGCUCUCGCCCGUCAGCGGCAAGGUGUCUGGUGCCAUGGCCAAAAAAGAGAUGGUCAAGUCCAAGCUGCCCAACACCGUGCUCGGAAAGAUCUGGAAGCUGGCAGACGUGGACAAGGACGGUUUCCUUGACGACGAAGAGUUUGCGCUGGCCAAUCACCUGAUUAAGGUGAAGCUGGAGGGCCACGAGCUGCCCGCCGAGCUGCCCAAACACCUGGUGCCCCCCUCCAAAAGAGGGCAGGAGGCCGACGGAGAGUAAGACUGAGAGGGAGAGGAGACUGAGGAGGCAGAAGACUGUGUGGAGGAGGUGAACUUGUCUGCAGUGUGGGUUUAAACCAAAACAAAACAAAACACAAAAGGUCAAAUGUGCCAGUGAGAGACUUCGCGUUCGGAGGACGCAUUCCUCCGAGGGUUUUGGUACAAAAACAAUGUGAACUUUGAACUUGCGUUUAGGGGUACGUUUGGGUGGUACUGCAAGUGACAACUUCUCUCUCGUGAGAGAGCUGUUAAACCUCAUGCAUUUGAAGAGAAGAUGGAGUUCUCAUAAGAGUGCUAAAUGUGAUUAAUAUAUACAUAUAUAUAUAUAUAUACAUUAUAUGUUGCUUUAAAAAGUCACCACAGAGUUAUUGUGUCUAACUUAUUUUUUUUUUCUCUAGUUUUGUCUGUUUUUGUAUUUUCAAUGUUUGACCGCUAUGAAAUGUUUAUUUCCGUUUAUUUUUCUCCAUUACAGUUUUUCUCAGUCUUAUUAAAGAGGAAGUAUACACCCUGA